AUGAAUAAAAAAGAAUUAAGAAAGCGUAAUUCAUAUGCUGAUAGAGAAGUACUCAAUUUAACAGGUAAUCUUUAUCCAUUUGCUCUUUUCUCAUAAACUAAACCGCUAAAUCAUUAGAAAUGGGUUUAGGAGUAAAUAAUUCUAACUAAUCAGAACAUAGAAAAAGUAAAGGCCUGAGUCACAGAACAAGAGAAAGGAUUAAUUUUUAUAGGAGAGAAAGUCAAUUAAGAUCCAGAAUAUCUUGAAUUAAAAAAAAGAGGAAAUAAGUAUUGAUAAUGAUUGGAGUUUUGAAGAGACUUAAUACUUAUUCAAUUGA
Paramecium pentaurelia is the source of this 316-nucleotide messenger RNA. NCBI's taxonomy places the organism in Eukaryota, Ciliophora, Oligohymenophorea, Peniculida, Parameciidae. The record is from the annotation of a GenBank genome assembly.